This is a messenger RNA of Pararge aegeria (speckled wood butterfly), 1278 nucleotides long. Its product is annotated as homeobox protein Hox-B1b-like. Gene Ontology annotation, biological process: regulation of transcription by RNA polymerase II. The transcript is spliced from 2 exons. The record is from RefSeq and is a predicted model, not a curated record. Gene Ontology annotation, molecular function: DNA-binding transcription factor activity, RNA polymerase II-specific; RNA polymerase II cis-regulatory region sequence-specific DNA binding. Bases 77 to 1060 code for a protein of 327 amino acids. NCBI's taxonomy places the organism in Eukaryota, Metazoa, Arthropoda, Insecta, Lepidoptera, Nymphalidae. Gene Ontology annotation, cellular component: nucleus.
ACGGGACGGGACUUGCCUCUCGAGGCGUAGUGAUGUGUGUAAUGUAAUACCGAUAUCGAUAGACGUUGUGACAAACAUGAUGACUAUGGACGUCGGGAUGUACAACAAUCAGCAGAAUGGGUACAGCGCCGAGUACUACCAACAGGGGGCAGCUUACCAACCCCCGUACGAGUACCAUGAGGGUUAUUACGAACCUACCCCCUACUUCGAACCUAUAAUUCACAACCAAGCGCAUGAGGCCGCCCCAGUGAUAGCUACAGACACGGGUUUAUGUUACACAAAUUUGGACUAUGGUGAACUGCAGCAAAACUAUCCCAUUCAUCCUUUACCACCUCAUCCCGAAGCUUUCAAGCACAGAGAGGAGCUACCCAGACCUGAGGAAAUGCAUAUGCAUGAGCACAAACUAGACAACCAUUACUUGGAGACCAAGUACAAUAUGCAUUUUGUGGAUGACUCGAGCAUGCAGUAUAACCAUGCCGGGUCCCCGCUACCUUGUGGUGAUUUCGACCCUUAUACACCUAAGGAUGAAUUCGGGGGGUUAAGAGAAGGCUUUCCAAGAGAGGGGGAUAUGCAGAGUCACCACCUGGGGCACCAGGCGCACUCAUCUCACGCGGCCGUGCCUACUUAUAAGUGGAUGCAAGUUAAACGGAAUGUUCCCAAACCUUCAGCGCCCAAACUGAUGAUCCCGCCAACGGACUUCGUGACUCAAGGUGUGCUUGGGAGUCCACAGGACGGCCUGCGCACCCCGACGGGCAACCAGAUGUUAGCCAACCCCCUCCUCAACCUAAACAAUACAGGAAGAACCAACUUCACGAACAAACAACUAACGGAACUCGAGAAAGAGUUCCAUUUCAACAAAUAUCUCACCAGAGCGAGGAGGAUAGAAAUAGCGUCCGCCCUGCAACUGAACGAGACACAAGUCAAAAUAUGGUUCCAGAAUCGACGAAUGAAACAAAAGAAGAGAAUCAAAGAAGGUCUCAUCGUGGCGCCCGAAGUAGCACCCUCCACUUCCCAUCCUAACGCAGUAGGCUCAAAUGAAAACAGUCGCGAGUCCAGCUAAACAAUACUAGUACAACUUUUGUGUUACAAGACUAUUUUCGAAGUGUUUUUGUGUUUUAGGGAUUUUUGUUUUAAUCACUACUGUAGGAUAUCGAAAAUUUUAUCAAUCGAUUAGCAAUAAUGGCCAAUGGUAAAUAAUAAAUUUAACUUUCAAAGUUAUUACGAGUUCGAGAUAGCUUGCAAGUACAUUUUAAUAUUAGGAUCAAUCAAAAUUGUAGA